GCAGCUGAAGUGAGGCGUGUGAUCGCCCCCAUUCCGGCGCCUUUUUGCCCCGAGCGUGAGGCCGCCCACUGAGAAAUAAGAUAGUGGCCCCAUUUAGACCGAGUCUAUGCGCAAGUCCGCGGCUGGCACCCCCACGCCUGCCCUGCGCGGGAUGUGAUUUCCGCGCUUGCAUCGGUAUAUGGAAACCGAAGCAGCAAAGCUCCUCAUGGCGGGACUAAAUCAGCGACAUCGAAGAACAUGCUCACGAGCAUUUAAGAGGCAUGGCGGGCGGCUGUUGUUGUUUUGGACAACGACCUCGUUCUACAAUAUUUCUUUCACACUCUUUGUCCCGCGACGUAGCCAGUCUGUUUUUUUUUUUUUUUUUCGCUUCGCUCAAGCGGUUUGUUUAUAUGUACUAAUUGGCUGGGAUUGUUUUUCAUCUUGUACCACUGGCCCCAACUUCCGAGCAACAUUUGUAAAUUUCGGGCUUCGACUCUCUACACCUCACUGCUGUUCCUCGUUGCACCUCGGAAAAUUUUUUAAACGGGCCUCGAUCUCACUCUGUUAAAGGAACCCGCUCCCAGCUUUGUGCAGUUUCUUCUUCUGCCCUUCUCCACAUUAUUUUUCCUUCUUUUUUUUUUUAUAUUUUCUUUUCACAUUAUGUUCCAAGGACACAAAGAGCGGCAAGCCAAGCUGCUGCCGCUGUUUGCGCCCGAGCUGCGCGCCAUGCGGCUGGCGUUCGCCAA
Messenger RNA from Linderina pennispora, 725 nucleotides. RefSeq lists its product as uncharacterized. Bases 179 to 547 code for a protein of 122 amino acids. The record is from RefSeq and is a predicted model, not a curated record. The transcript has a single exon. Lineage: Eukaryota; Fungi; Kickxellomycota; Kickxellomycetes; Kickxellales; Kickxellaceae.